Drepanopeziza brunnea f. sp. 'multigermtubi' MB_m1 is the source of this 2514-nucleotide messenger RNA. RefSeq lists its product as uncharacterized. Gene Ontology annotation, biological process: regulation of DNA-templated transcription. Gene Ontology annotation, cellular component: RSF complex. Lineage: Eukaryota; Fungi; Ascomycota; Leotiomycetes; Helotiales; Drepanopezizaceae. The record is from RefSeq and is a predicted model, not a curated record.
AUGGGCUCCUCUAGGAAGAGAGGACGACAGGAGAUGGAAGCCGUCGAUCCCCCCCGAGAACCAACUCUCCUCAAGCGCAUACGCAACUCGUGGGAGUUUGCCAACUUGGCACAAUGGAUUUACACCUUUGGUCGGGCGGUGAAGAUUGACGAGAAUCUGGAUAUUGCGGACUUGGAAAUGGAAUGCUUGAACCCCCAUUCGACAAUUCUCUCUGAGAUCGGACUCGCGCUCCUCAAGUUUGUUUCUUCACACAGAGGUCUUACGCCCGAGACAUUUGAUGAGUAUACCCGAAGACAAUAUGUUGCUAAGGCACCUGGCCGAAAUCCCUUUGGCGUCGGGGAAGAUCCCAACUGCUUCAAGGACUUUGAUGUGUUCACAAAGAUCCGAGUCCUGCAACAGCUUACGGUAUGGACUAUGGUAAACCCCGAUCGCAUUCGUGAGCGAAUGGAGGAACAAAAGGAUACGGAGCAAACACUAUGGAGAAUCGAGCCGUAUGGAUGGGACGCUCAGGAUCGUACGUACAUCGUACUGGAUGACAAUCGCCUCUACCGACGGACCGACCCUCCUCUACCACCCACUCCCGAGCCGAAGCCCAAGAGGAAUUCGAAGAAGGGCAGAGCUAUGCGACGAGCAAGCAGGCAACAAAAAGCUGUGGAGCAAGCCGAAAGUGAGACCGAGCGUAAUGACGAAGCAAAGCCCGAGAAAAAAGACAACGACGCGACCGCUGCCCCAGAGGAUGAUGGGUUUGGUGGGAUGGCUUGGGAAUGUAUCGCCGUGACCCUAGACGAGUUCAACACUUUCGUUGCUUCUAUCGAGAAGUCGCGAGACCCAAACGAGAAGAGCUUGCGGAAGCGUAUCGUUGACGAAAUCCUGCCAAUACUUGAGAAGCAAGAAGAAUCUCGGAAGCGCAAGCAAGCACAAAAGGAGAGAGAGCUAAUGAACCUAGAGAAGCUUGCUACCGCAAAGCGAUCCUCCAGAAUCGCAGGCAGAAUGGAGCAGAAGCAUCAUGAAGAAGAGCAGCGUGAAGCCGAACGCAAGAAGGUCAUCGAGCUUGCAUUGGCCAAGAAGGAGCAAGAAAAGUGGCAGAAAUUGGAGAAGGAGAGAGACUCUAGGAUGCAAACCCGAGAACAGCGAUUGAAGGAACGCGAAGCUCGCCGGAUUUUGCACGAGGAGGAGCUUGCCAACCUGUCCGAAAAUGGCAAGAAACUUGAGAGUGGCGAGGCCCGACUUUCUGAGCGCCAGAUGAAGGCAGAAAUCGAGCGAAAGAAGGCGGCUCUCGAAGAACUUGAGCAGGAAGAUGACUGGAUCUUUGAUUGCAUCUGCGGAGUCUAUGGACAAGUCGAUGAUGGUACACACAGCAUUGCGUGUGAUACUUGCAACAUCUGGCAACACAGCAAGUGCGCGGGCGUUAGUCAAAAAGAGGCAGAACGCGACGACUUUGCCUUCAUCUGCACCACUUGUCAAAACCGUGGAAAGGAUGCAGAGAAAGCCAAGACGCACCCACCAAUCAAGCUCGUGCUUAAACGACCUGGAUCCUCGUCGUCAUCAACAGCACCUAAGUCAAAUGGCUCUCUGCCUGCUAAUCCCCUGGCAGAUGGGAACCUAAAUCCUCAAAUCUCUCCUCAGAAGGUCACUCAACCCUCCCUUUUUGGAGGGCCGAUCCAGUUCCCGAGACCGAACGGAGAACAACACCACCCAGCCCAAUCUGGACCACAUCCAUCGAUGCUAAGCUCCCCAGCACCUGUGGAACAGAGCAAUGGAUGUCAGCUAUCACCGCAACGCCCUUCCGGACGUCAAGCUGCUACUAGCUAUCAAGCUCCAUCUCCAUACGGUGUCGCUCGGGCUCCUAGCUCGCAUGUGUUCUCUUCGCCCCAUCCACAUAUUCCAACCAGUCUGCCUCAACCAGGACAGCCUCCUGUGUUUACAUUUGGCCCUAACGGAAGUUACAAACAAUCCAACCCAGCACCACAAAAUACACCCAUCCAACCUGCUAGAUCUGCGGCUCAAAGCUCACCAGCAGGUAAUUACAUCUAUGGCACAACACCUGCAUCACACGUCCUGAAUGGCCCUGGUCCGGGAUCAAGCGAUGGUGGCCACCACCGAAGCUCUUUCAAUAUGCCAUCGCCUCUUGCUGGGGUUCCAGUCCUGACUCCAAACAACAAGCCAAACCCACCACCCGUGAUGGCUCCCAACUCCAAUACCCCUCCGCCAACCUCGACUCCGGCAAUGCUCCCCAAGUCCUCCCCGCCUCCACCGCCAUCGUGGCAGCCGGCCAUCUCACACGACCCCUCCGACUCCGGCCACGCAUCAGCAUUGCCUUCCGCCACAACCGGUCUCUCGCCAACCAAGCACUCGCCGCCCAGACAAAUCUCGAACGGAAGCUUCAGCUCAGCUACGCCCUCGAUCAUACCACCCGUCGCUUCUCUAACUCCUAGCUCUCCAUUGCAGGAUCUCUCCCCUCCAAUCAAGCAUUCCGAGGCUCCUCGACCGAAUGCACAGGCUGCGGCUCAGUGA